UCCCUCUCUCCCCCUCUCCACUCCUCGUCCCCCCCUCCUCCUCCCCAGAACCCUAAACCCCGCCGCCGCCAUAAACCCUAGCCGCCGCCGCAGCCAGGGCCAGCCAGGAUGUACGCCAUGAUCCGCCGCGCGGAUCCCCUCCGGAGGCGCGCCGCGUCGGCCAUCCUGGCCGCGCUGCUGCAGCACCCGGCGGGCCCCUCCGCCGCCGGGGCGUCGGCGUCGGUCCUGCCCCCAAGGUCGCCGCUCCCGCCGCCGGCGAUGUGGUUCCACUCCAGGCCGGCCCCGCUCGGGUUCCGGGAGACGGGGGCCGCGCGGGCCGGGGCGCACGCUCAGUUCGCGGCGGACGAGGGGUGGAACUACGACGAUAAGAGGAAGCCCGCGGGGGGCGUGGCUGGGGCCGGCGCCGGCGCCAAGGAGGAGGGGCUUGAGAUCGCAAAGCUCGGGAUCUCGUCCGAGAUCGUCGACAAGCUCUCCGCCAAGGGCAUCACCAAGCUGUUCCCCAUCCAGAGAGCUGUCCUUGAGCCAGCAAUGCAAGGCAAGGAUAUGGUUGGCCGUGCCAAAACGGGGACAGGGAAAACUUUGGCAUUUGGAAUCCCCAUAAUGGAUGCAAUUAUUCGCCAUAACGCAGCUAACAAACCUGGAAUAUAUCCCCUGGCGAUAUGUUUGGCACCAACACGGGAACUUGCAAAACAAGUUGAGAAAGAAUUUGUUGAUUCUUCCCGGCUGGAUACACUCUGUGUAUAUGGAGGCACUCCAAUUCAGCAACAAAUGAAAGUACUUAGCCAGGGUGUUGAUGUAGUUGUUGGGACACCUGGACGGGUAAUUGAUCUGCUAAAUAGACGUGCUCUGAAUUUGUCAAAUGUCCAGUUUGUUGUUCUCGAUGAAGCAGACCAGAUGCUGUCAGUGGGUUUUGAUGAAGCUGUUGAGGAAAUUUUGCAAAAUGUGCCUGCCAAACGUCAAACCUUGAUGUUCUCCGCGACAAUGCCACCCUGGAUACGCAAGCUGAUGCAGAAGUACCUCAAAGAUCCUGUCAUAGUUGAUCUUGUGGGUGAAGAUGACCAGAAGCUGGCAGAAGGGAUUUCUCUGUUGUCUAUUGCUACAGAGAAUCAUGCAAAACCUGCUGUCCUUGGGCAAUUGAUUCAGGACCAUGCUAAAGGUGGCAAGUGCAUUGUAUUUACGCAAACAAAAAGGGAUGCUGAUCGGUUGUCAUUCACUAUGAGUCGAAGUGUCCAGUGUCAGGCUCUUCAUGGAGAUAUUACACAACAACAGAGAGAGAGGACACUUCAAGGAUUUCGUGAAGGGCGCUUUAAUACUUUGAUUGCCACUGAUGUUGCUGCUCGUGGUUUGGAUAUUCCAAAUGUGGAUCUGGUGAUACACUAUGAAUUGCCAAACAAUUCAGAGAUAUUUGUUCACAGGUCUGGCCGUACUGGCCGUGCUGGGAAGAAAGGCACUGCAAUUGUGAUGUACAGCUACAACCAAAGUAGAGCUGUCAGGGGCAUCGAGAAUGACGUUGGAGGCAAGUUUACAGAGCUUCCAAAGAUCAAUGUUGAAGGUUCUGACUUGACAAUGGCUAGUGGUUAUGAUUCGUUCGGAGGUGGAGGUGGAGGUGGGCGCUCACGUGGUGGUGGUUUUGGUGGCCGCGGUGGUGGUUUUGGCAACUCUUCCAGCAGAGGUAGCGGGUUUGGUGAUUCCGGUUUUGGUCGUUCAGGUGGUGGGUUUGGUCGGUCAGGCGGCGGCGGAGGUGGUGGAUUUGGCGAUUCAGGGUUUGGCCGAUCAGGUGGUGGUGGUGGAUUCGGUGAUUCAGGGUUUGGCCGAUCAGGUGGUGGUGGAGGUGGAUUCGGCUCAAGUGGUGGGUUUGGGAGUUCUGGUUCAGGGCGGUCUGGCGGGUUUGGUAGCAACUCUGGUAGCUCUGGCUCUAGCUGGGGUGGAUUCGGCAGCUUUGGAGGCAAAAGCUCUUGAUUGAUCAACCCCCCAUAGCCCAGCAAAUUUUUGGUUGGAGCGGAAGGCAACCGGGUUAACCGGUUCAGCUUGAUGGUUCUUAUAUAUGGAAAGCCCUCUGUCAGAAGAGGUAAAUUAACAUGGUCUGAUUCUUGUUGGGUAGUACAAGGUUGAAUUUCUAGCGUGGACAACAUACGCUUAUAUUGCCUGGAGCCGCCAACUUUGAAGGCAGCUGGAAAUAAUCACGAGGCUUUCUUCUUUUUCCGUUUCCUGGUGCAAGCUAUUUGCAGCAGGGUUCCUUGUAAAAUAUAUGCAGUGUGCCUUGUCUUCUGCGGAUCACAAUAUAUAUCUGUUUCUUUAGUAGUAGUUUUUGUAUUGUAUUAUCAAGCUUUUUGUGGACCUUAUCUAAUGGCCAGAACUAGUCUCUAGAAGCAAAUGUUGCAUCUGAUACCAUGACUAAUUAUUGCUAAUCGCUAA
This is a messenger RNA of Triticum urartu, 2415 nucleotides long. Its product is annotated as DEAD-box ATP-dependent RNA helicase 9. NCBI's taxonomy places the organism in Eukaryota, Viridiplantae, Streptophyta, Magnoliopsida, Poales, Poaceae. The record is from RefSeq and is a predicted model, not a curated record. Gene Ontology annotation, cellular component: cytosol. Gene Ontology annotation, molecular function: ATP binding; nucleic acid binding; RNA helicase activity.